UUAGAAAUAUCCGGAUAAUUUUAUUAGGACUUUGAUAAAGCGUAAGGAAUGUGGGCUUUCCGAAGAGCAAGACUGUUCAGUGUUGUUUCUGCACCAGUUCUAGUGGCAGUUGUGUGUUGCGCACAAAGUGUCAAUGAACCAGGGAACAUGUCUUUUGUGAAAGAGACUGUGGAUAAACUGCUGAAGGGCUAUGAUAUCCGUUUGCGUCCAGACUUCGGAGGGACCCCUGUUGCAGUUGGCAUGAGUAUAGAUGUGGCGAGCAUAGACAUGGUGUCCGAAGUAAACAUGGACUACACGUUGACCAUGUACUUCCAGCAGUAUUGGAGGGACAAGCGGCUGGCCUAUGUGGGGAUUCCCCUCAACCUCACCUUGGACAACCGGGUGGCCGACCAGCUCUGGGUACCUGACACCUAUUUCCUCAACGACAAGAAGUCGUUCGUCCACGGGGUGACUGUGAAGAACCGUAUGAUCCGGCUGCAUCCGGAUGGAACCGUUCUCUAUGGCCUGAGGAUAACAACAACAGCAGCCUGUAUGAUGGACCUGCGGCGAUAUCCGCUGGAUGAACAGAACUGCACUCUGGAGAUUGAGAGCUAUGGAUACACGACGGACGACAUCGAGUUCUACUGGAAGGGGGGAGACAGCGCCGUGACGGGGGUGACGCGCAUCGAGCUGCCCCAGUUUUCCAUCGUGGACUACAAGCUGGUGUCCAGAAAUGUGGUGUUCUCCACAGGUGCCUAUCCACGCCUGUCUCUGAGCUUCAAGCUGAAGAGGAACAUUGGCUACUUCAUCCUGCAGACCUACAUGCCCUCCAUCCUGAUCACCAUCCUGUCCUGGGUCUCCUUCUGGAUCAACUACGACGCCUCAGCUGCCAGAGUGGCCCUGGGCAUCACCACGGUGCUCACCAUGACUACCAUCAACACCCACCUGAGGGAGACCCUCCCCAAGAUCCCCUAUGUGAAGGCCAUUGACAUGUACCUGAUGGGCUGCUUCGUCAUGGUCUUCCUGGCCCUGCUGGAGUAUGCCUUCGUCAACUACAUCUUCUUCGGACGCGGCCCUCAGAUGCAGAAGAAGCUGGCCGAAAAGGCUGAGAAGGUCAACAACGAGAGGGCCAAGUACGACUCCAACAAGGCGGAGCCUCACGGGAACAUCCUGCUGACAACCCUGGAAAUCCACAACGAGGUGGCAGGAAAUGAGGUCACCACCAGCUUGGCCGACAUGAGGAACUCCACGUCCAUGAGCUUGGACAGCACCGGGGUGCAGUGCCGGAAGCAGAGCACACGGUCCAGCCGCCACAGUCUGGACCGGCACGCCCAGCUGAAGAGGACCCGUCUGCGAAGACGCUCCUCACAGCUCAGGAUCAAAAUCCCGGACCUAACGGACGUUAACGCCAUCGACCGGUGGUCGCGCAUCAUCUUCCCCUCUGUCUUCUCACUUUUCAAUCUCAUCUAUUGGAUGUACUACGUCUAAUUGAAACGUUGUUUAUUUUUAGUUGUUGUUAUUUAUGUUUUUUUCUGAUCUCCUUUCAUCAUUGCUUUUACGUGAU
Messenger RNA from Hypomesus transpacificus, 1543 nucleotides. Its product is annotated as gamma-aminobutyric acid receptor subunit beta-3. Gene Ontology annotation, cellular component: synapse; GABA-A receptor complex; membrane. Gene Ontology annotation, molecular function: neurotransmitter receptor activity; GABA-A receptor activity; extracellular ligand-gated monoatomic ion channel activity. The transcript is spliced from 9 exons. The record is from RefSeq and is a predicted model, not a curated record. Gene Ontology annotation, biological process: chemical synaptic transmission; signal transduction; nervous system process. Bases 49 to 1467 code for a protein of 472 amino acids. Lineage: Eukaryota; Metazoa; Chordata; Actinopteri; Osmeriformes; Osmeridae.